Varanus komodoensis (Komodo dragon) is the source of this 4030-nucleotide messenger RNA. It is a transcript of the gene ATAT1, whose product is annotated as alpha tubulin acetyltransferase 1. Gene Ontology annotation, molecular function: tubulin N-acetyltransferase activity. Lineage: Eukaryota; Metazoa; Chordata; Lepidosauria; Squamata; Varanidae. Gene Ontology annotation, cellular component: microtubule. Gene Ontology annotation, biological process: alpha-tubulin acetylation. The transcript is spliced from 10 exons. The coding region runs from base 42 to 950 and encodes 302 amino acids. The record is from RefSeq and is a predicted model, not a curated record.
CGAGACCAAGGUGGGAAGAAAGGGACCCGGAUGCCGGGACCAUGGAGUUCCCUUUCGACGUGGACGCGCUCCUUGCCGAGCGGAUCACGACGGUGGACCAGCACUUGCAGCCGUCGGGACGAAGGGGAGCCGGGUUCGCCACGACCCACAGGGUGGAUCUGCAGCAGCAGCUCAUGGCGAUUAUAGAUGAAAUGGGCAAAGCCUCCGCUAAGGCCCAGAAUCUGCCAACUCCAAUCACCAGCGCCUCUCGGAUGCAAACCAACCGUCAUGUUCUGUACAUCCUGAAGGACAGCGAAGCAAAAAUGACUGGGAAGGGAAUUAUAAUUGGCUUCCUUAAAGUUGGUUACAAGAAACUCUUUGUACUGGAUCGCCAUGGAGCACACAAUGAAGUGGAACCUCUCUGUGUCCUGGAUUUCUACAUUCAUGAGUCCCUCCAGAGGCAUGGUUACGGCAAGGAGCUCUUCCAUUACAUGUUGCAGAGAGAGCGAGUAGAGCCCCACCAGCUGGCAGUGGACCGUCCCUCAGAGAAACUCCUGUGCUUCCUCCGGAAACACUAUGGCCUCAGUGACACCAUCCCGCAGGUGAACAACUUUGUGAUUUUCCAGGGCUUUUUCAGCCACCAGCAUGCACCAGUGAGAAAGCUGCCUCCAAAGCGUCAUGAGGGGGAGAUAAAACCAUAUUCCUUAUCAGACCGAGAAUUCCUGAAGGAAGAAGUUGAACCCCCGUGGCCUUUCAACCAGUCUCGCUCGCUGACUCGCUCUAGCAGUGUGGGGAACUCCCCAGUGCGGGGCUGCCUCAAGCCUUUCCUCAAUGAGCAGGAGCUGCUGAGGAACCUGCGCCUCUGCCCCCCGCACUCAGCUGCCCACCAUCUGAUGAAUGGGGAGCCUGGAGACCCAAUUUCACAGAGGAGAAGGACCAGCUCCCUGAAUCGCUCUGACAACAGCCAUUGAUCGCCGGUCUCUGCUGUGUCUCCCCAACCACUGGGCCUCCACUUGUGUCUUGAGUUCUUUAUAGCAACGAGAUUUGAUUUUACAUCCAAUUUAUUCAUCCCCUUCCUUUUUUAUAAGCUUUAUGGGUAAAACCUGUAAGAACAUGGGUUAAUUUAUAUAGUGCUGGGAGUGUGUGGUGAGUUUUGUCGUGGGGGAGGGGUUGCUUCAUUUUUUUAAGCAAAGGAAUUUGGUUACGUUUUUAGAAGAUAAAAUCUUCCUUUUUAGCAUUUUCUUUAACUUCAAAUUAUUUAUUGAUUUGUGCUUCAGCUCCAAAGUGGUCAAAGUUUACAGUGAGCAAAUUCUUGGUGUUCUAAGUGAAACGCAAUGUACAGUUUCACAAACACCAUGAACUGCAUUCAGUUGCCACAUAGAUCUGCCUUGGGCUCCUUAGCCAAUGUUUGGUUUUGCCUGCCGGUCAUAGACGCAGGGAAGGCAAUGGUAAGCUACUGGCCUCCUGUGAAUUACCACUUAGUUCCAGAAGGCUUUUCUUGUAAAUGUUGUUCUGGCAACUAAAGUAACCUGACAGAAUCAGGGCAGCAUCUACUAUUAAGAAGGGGGAAGUAGCGCAGAGUACCAUUAAAGGCAACUAUCAAAUUACUUAAGUGGUUAAUACUUAAAAGUGUUUGGAGUGGGUGAGUGUGCCAUUUGGCUUGUCUGCCUUAGGCACCAUUUGGCUUUCUCUUCCUUGUAUGAUAUUUUAUUCCUUAGACUGAAAUCAGACAGUAGUUUUAUUCUGGGGAGUGGAAGGUGGGGUGAGAAGCGACUUGGUGCCUGUGGGGCAUCCGUAUCUCAUGGCUGUCCCUGGUGAACUGGUUUCGUUGGGCUUCAAAAUCUACUUGCUCUGAAAUGGAACCCACUGCUUUAGCAGUGUCCAGGCUGGUAGCCUCAAUUUUAAAGAGGAAACGGUUCUUUUAGGGGAAACAUUUGAUUCAUUAGCCAAAAAUUCCCACCAUUUUCAUCAUGCAUCUGACAGAAAACCUGUGGCAGAACAUGUUUAGACUUUAAUUCUCCAAGGUGUCUUGCAGGGUUUCUUCUCAACUUGUGUCUUGGAGAAAAAGCCAGCAGAAAGCUUUUUCUGAAAUGGGACAGAGCUGGUUUGUUCUCCAGACUAUCCUUUUGCUGUGAGUGGCUAACUUUGAUAUGUGUAUAGGCUAGAACACUUGUGGAUUUGUUUGCAAGGCUUGGCAAGGGAUAGGCCUAUGGGGGAGGGGUGUCAGUGAGGCCCCAUUUUUCCUGCCCCCAGCACAAGUGUAGACCUUUGAAGAAGGCCCAUUUACUCCUCCUCUUGCUCCAUUAUGCCCCCAGCUACUUCUGAGGCACCCUUUGUCCUUAUUUUGAGUGAAUGACCGAGGUGCCUCAUAUGGCUGCAGGCUGUUCUGUUUAAAGCGUUCACCGGGGGGGGGGGGGGGAAUGUGGGGGACAAAUGGAGCUGCAUUGCAGCAAGUCAGCCCUUUAGUCCAUAUCUGCUUCAACAAGCUGCAGGUGUCUGCGGUUUCUGACAGGGGCCUUCCUGAGCCUCAGCAUGUGAUACAUUUUAAGUGGAGCUGCUAGCGAGUGAGCCUCAGGUAUGGGAGACCCCUCUGGAAAUGGGGCAGCCAUGCUGCACCUCUUGCUUGCUGGCACUGCCUUGGGGGAAGGUGCCGUCCCACCCAGAGUGAGCCAUCCCUUCUGCUCCUCACCCCGAGAGGCCCCAUCAGGAAGGCUGGAGCUGCAGUGUGGGAGACACCACUUUGGGGGAAGCACCUCAGUUUGUUCUAGUUGGCUCAGGUUUUUUUAAAUUACUGUUUUAAAUUUUAUAUUGGAAUGUUAUGCUGUUUUGUUGUUUUGUAUUUUUGUACUUUAUUGUAUCAAUUGUGGUUAACUGCCCAGAGAGCUUCAGCUAUUGGGUGGCAUACAAAUGAAAAGCAGGAGAAAAUCAGCCAACCUGGCUCCUAAGUUGGCCUUCUGAGUCCCCUAGUUGGCUGUGCCCCAUUUCCCCGACUCUCAGGGGUUUGGUGCUUUCCCGGCUUUCAUGCAGUUUUCCCCCCAUUCAGAAAAGUUGAAAUGCCUCUUUUUCUGUCUGUAAGAGCUGCAAGCUAAACAUUGCAGUUUCUUUUAGCAUAUUUGCCCAGCUUCCUUUUGCCUUCCGCCCCUCCCAGCACUAAAAUGGUCUCCCAAGACCAAGAACAUCUCCAGAGCCAGUUUCUGCUCUGCUGGAAAGACAUUCCAGGAGAAGUAUCACCCAGAAGGCAGAUCUGAACCCUUCAAUCAUCUCAUGUGCUCUCAGCCUUACCUUGCUCGAUGCACUUGAGUGCUUCUUUCCCAGUUAACUCCUAAUGGUUUUGAAAGCAGGCAAGAAGUACUUACAGAACUUUCAGAGAAGCCAAAAUAGGGUUCUGUGUGGGACUAAAGUUGUUCCCUUUGAAGUGGAUUAUUCUUUUCUCCAGAUAACCAGCAUACAGCAAUUGCAGUCUCCCUCAGUCCCCACUGAAAUUAUAGAACCAGCUUUACCCACAGAGAAAACUCUAUGGAAUCCAGGCCAAGCCUCUCUAGAGAGAGUACUGAGUAAAGCCCUCUGCAAUUGUGCAGCUCCCCCAAAUUGUAACAGCAGCUCAUUAGGCUAUUCAAGUUCUGGACCCUUCUCUGCAGCUCCAGCCCUGCCCUCCCAUCUUCCUCAGCUUUGUAGUCUACCCAGUCUGUUAUAUGUGGUUAUUUGGAUGUUGUUCAGUCUGUCGUAUGUUUUGCCUUUGGAAUGGGAUAAUUGUGCACCUAUGACUGUUUUGUGGGCUGCUUAGUAGUUUAAAAAGGACAUUGUUUUGGUGGUUUAAAAGCAUAAUUGCCUCCAUGCUUCCAAAGCAAGAAUACUUUUUACAGGGUUUAUAAGUGGUAACCUCAGCUGGAGGAAGUUCUGAGUUUUAUUUACAGGUUUGGAAUUGAAAGAGGAUGGUUUCAGGUGACAGAAAGGGAGGAAACUAGGAGCCAAGGAAGCAGAUUGGGGCUUGUGUGCCCUGCUGAAAAGGCAUUUUCCUGCAACAGAAAGAAAGAGAAAGGUAUCAGGAGUC